UCUAAAAUUCUCCAAUUAACCAUCAUCUGUUCAUAAGGUAAGAUUGAAGAUUCGUCUCGGUAUAUCGUAGAUUGAAGAAGAAGACGACGAAAAUGGGGAAGCAGCCGGUGAAAUUGAAGGCGGUGGUCUACGCGUUAUCGCCGUUUCAGCAGAAGAUAAUGACUGGUCUCUGGAAAGAUCUGCCGGAGAAGAUCCACCACAAGGUCUCUGAGAAUUGGAUCAGCACAAUUCUCCUCCUCGCUCCCGUCAUCGGAACCUACUCAUAUGCUCAACACUUCCAGGAGCAGGAGAAAUUGGAGCACAGGUUUUGAAACAUGAAGACGAGUUUAUGGCGUUUACUUUGUUUAAGGCGUUUUCUUUACAUGUUACAACUGAAUCCAUAAGUUCGGAGUCAGUGUUCUCUGUUAAGGUUUAUAUAACCGCCACUUGUUAAAUAAAUGUCUCCAUAAUCUCAACUUUGGAUAAUUUAACAUUUUUUCCAGGGUGUAAUUACUGAGUUGUUUUU
This is a messenger RNA of Eutrema salsugineum, 505 nucleotides long. RefSeq names its product cytochrome b-c1 complex subunit 8. The coding region runs from base 93 to 311 and encodes 72 amino acids. The transcript has 2 exons. Gene Ontology annotation, biological process: mitochondrial electron transport, ubiquinol to cytochrome c. NCBI's taxonomy places the organism in Eukaryota, Viridiplantae, Streptophyta, Magnoliopsida, Brassicales, Brassicaceae. The record is from RefSeq and is a predicted model, not a curated record.